GUAACGCGUGGCUCCCUUGGGCUGGCAGGAGGGGCCGGAGGCUCGCGAGGGGCGGGGGCGGCGCGCGACGGCGGCGGAGCGUAGGGGAGGGGACCGGAGAGGAGGGGAUGAGCAUACGGGAGGGGAGAGGAGGGAGACCCGCCGCCUCCCUCCCUCCCUAGCUGACUUGCUCUCUCCCGGGCUGCGGCUGCUGCAAAAGCCAGCAGCGGCAGCGGGAGCUGUCCGGAGGCCGGCGUCGAGGGUUUGCCGCUGUCUCUGCUAUUCCAUCCUCCCCAAAGGGGCUCUCUCCCCUCUCCCAUCUCAAGAUGGCAGCCUAGCAGCUCUGAGGUCUCUGAGAUGAAGGGGGUUGAGGAGAGUCCCGAGGUUCCAGGCAAAGGGCCUGGCCAUUCUGAAGCUGAAACUGGCCCUCCCCACGUCCUAGCAGGGGUACCAGACCAGCCAGAGGCCCCGCAGCCAGGCCCAGACACCACUGCAGCCCUUGUGGACUCAGGGCCCAAGGCUGAGCUGGCUCCAGAAACCCCAGAGACCUCCGCUGGGGCCUCAGAAACAGCCCAGGCCACAGACCUCAGCUUAAGCCCAGGAGGGGAAUCAAAGGCCAACUGCAGCCCCGAACAGCCAUGCCAAGAAACAGUGUCCAAACCAGAAGUGAGCAAAGAGGCCACUGCAGACCAGGGAUCCAGGCUGGAGUCUGCAGCCCCACCUGAACCAGCCCCAGAGCCUGCUCCCCAGCCCACCCCCAAGCCAGCCAUUCAACCAGUGCUCCCUACCCAGGAGGACCCCACCCCUGAGAUUCUGUCUGAGAGUGUGGAGGAAAAGCAAGAGAAUGGGGCAGUGGUGCCCCUGCAGGCUGGCGAUGGGGAAGAGGGCCCAGCCCCUGAGCCUCACUCGCCACCCUCAAAAAAAUCCCCCCCAGCUAAUGGGGCUCCCCCCCGAGUGCUGCAGCAGCUGGUUGAGGAGGAUCGAAUGGGAAGGGCGCACAGUGGGCAUCCAGGAUCUCCCCGAGGUAGCCUGAGCCGCCACCCCAGCUCCCAGCUGGCAGGUCCUGGGGUGGAGGGGGGUGAAGGCACCCAGAAACCUCGGGACUACAUCAUCCUUGCCAUCCUGUCCUGCUUCUGCCCCAUGUGGCCUGUCAACAUCGUGGCCUUCGCUUAUGCUGUCAUGUCCCGGAACAGCCUGCAGCAGGGGGACGUGGACGGGGCCCAGCGUCUGGGCCGUGUGGCCAAGCUCUUAAGCAUCGUGGCACUGGUGGGGGGAGUGCUCAUCAUCAUCGCCUCCUGCGUCAUCAACUUAGGCGGUGAGUGGGGGCUUGGGACAGGCAGGGGAGGAAUGGAAGGGUUGGCAAGGGCAGCUUUACUAACCCCUGCCCCUGCUCUCUCCUGUCUGUCCUCCUUACCUCUCCUUUGUCUCUCCUUGUCUCCCCCUCCCCCCUGUCUGUCCUUCCCUCUCCUCUCCCACAGUGUAUAAGUGAGGGGCUCUGCCCCACAUCCCAAGACUUUUCUUCCUGUUGGGAGCUGCCUUGGGCCCAUCCCUCCCCUGGGGGGAGCCCAACUGAUGGCCCUGGCCCCCACCCCUAAGGACCAAGGGAGCCUGAGCAGCCUUGUUUACAGCUUCUGUCCUGCUCCUGCAUCUUGCCAGGCUCCUCUGCCAACUGUAGGCCUCCCUCAUCCCUGCACUGGUUCCAACCUCCCUGCACUUCUGCCUGCAUCCCCUCCAGCCUCUUGGCCCCCUAUCCCUGCACUUCUGGAAACCUCCCUGCACUCUGGAAACCUCCCCGAACACCUCCCCAACUCUGCGCUCUCAGCCUCCCUGCAUCUCUCCUGGCCUCCCUGCACUUCUUCCCGCCUCCCAAAUUCUCUGGACCUCCACCUUGGCCUCCUCCCAACUUUCAUUGUCUUGGCAUCUCUCAAACCUCAGUCCUCUCUUCCUUCCCUUAUCAUCUCCCCUUUCCUCUCCAUGUCCCUCCCCCUUCCUCUUCCUGCCUCCUCAUCUCCCUUAAGCAUCCUCUUCUCCAACCUCCCGUCACCGUUUACUCUGCAAAAAUGACAGCACUUAAAUGAGGCUUGGGGGCGGGAAGCAGUGUUGGGAGAGGGCUCCCCAACCCCGGGCUCCGACUGUUCUCUGCUGGGACCACCCAGGGUCGGACACCCAAGGGUGUCUUGCAGGUCGUAGAGCUGGCAAGCCGGGCCUCGUGUGGGGACUCGGGCGAGGGUGGCGAGCACUGGUUCCGAACGCACGCAGGGGAGAAGCGAGGGACGCGGCGCUGACCCCUCCAGGUCAGCUGGAGUUGACCCGCCCACCUGGGCUUUUCAACCCCAGUCCACGAGUUUUUUCUUGAAGGUGUCGGGGCUAGAUUUAUUCACGUGCUUCGUAACGAAAGAAUCCAAAAAAUAGGACCAAAGCGCCCACUGGCAGGAGCGAGGGCGGGGCGGGGGGCUCUAUAAUUAUUUUCUAAGCUGACGGGGGAGGUUUGUUGCACGCGACAACCCGCUGUGGAGGCGGGGACCGAGCUACAACGCGGUUCGGAUUUGGCGGGGUUUUUUUUUCCAAAAAAAAAACUAAAAUUCUUAAAAAAAAAAAAAAAAAAAAAGGCUAUUAUCAAACUGAUUUCUCCCUUUUUGUAUGCCGGAUGCUGCAUGAGUCUGAAACACCAAUAAACGGAGACUGCAUGAGA
Rhinopithecus roxellana (golden snub-nosed monkey) is the source of this 2671-nucleotide messenger RNA. It is a transcript of the gene PRRT2, whose product is annotated as proline rich transmembrane protein 2. Lineage: Eukaryota; Metazoa; Chordata; Mammalia; Primates; Cercopithecidae. The transcript is spliced from 3 exons. Gene Ontology annotation, cellular component: membrane. The record is from RefSeq and is a predicted model, not a curated record. The coding region runs from base 337 to 1464 and encodes 375 amino acids.